Messenger RNA from Triticum aestivum (bread wheat), 650 nucleotides. Its product is annotated as acyl-coenzyme A thioesterase 13-like. The record is from RefSeq and is a predicted model, not a curated record. Bases 36 to 458 code for a protein of 140 amino acids. Gene Ontology annotation, molecular function: fatty acyl-CoA hydrolase activity. Lineage: Eukaryota; Viridiplantae; Streptophyta; Magnoliopsida; Poales; Poaceae. The transcript has 3 exons.
AGCUCGAAGGCGGCAGCAAGGAUGUUUACGAAGCCAUGCAGAGGUGGCACAACCGUUCCUUGGGCCACCGGCUGUACGACGCCUUCACCGUAGCUGGCCUCCGCGUCGAGGCCAUCGAACCCGGCCGCCUUCUCUGCUCCUUCAUGGUCCCUCCUCGCCUCACGUCGAGCGCCAGCAACCGUAUGCAUGGAGGCGCGGUGGCGUCGCUGGUGGACCUGGUGGGCUCUGCGGUAAUCUUCACGGGCGGCUCGCCGGUGACAGGCGUCUCGCUGGAUAUCACCGUCUCCUACCUGGGCGCCGCCCAUGCAAACGAGGAGAUCGAGGUGGAGGCCCGGGUCCUCGGCAUCGGCGACAAGACGGGGUGCGUAACCGUGGAGGUGAGGAGGAAGGACACCGGCCAGGUGCUCGCGCACGGCCGCCACACCAAGUAUCUCGCCAACGUCUCCAGUAAACUGUGAGGGUCCUUCCCAUCCUGGAAGAGCUGCAGUGUAUAGAACGGUUGUCUUUGCUGGCCACCGAUCUUGAUAUUCUACCGAGCACGGAAUAUUCCAUGCAUCGAUCCAUCAUUCAUGUUUGCUUUGAGAUUCGUGUUGCUUUUCUUGUUAUCAAAAUUUAUCUCAUUUCAAAAUGUUUUGUUUGCUUUUUCUUGU